Messenger RNA from Lathyrus sativus (Indian pea), 2706 nucleotides. Lineage: Eukaryota; Viridiplantae; Streptophyta; Magnoliopsida; Fabales; Fabaceae. The record is from the annotation of a GenBank genome assembly.
AUGGCAAAGAGGCCUCAAAGAUUUCCUGUGCAGUAUGAGAAAGAUCAGUCAGGUUGUAUGUGGGGAUUCAUUAGUAUGUUUGAUUUUCGACAUGCUCGCUUUACUCGGAAGUUGAUUGCAGAUAAGAGGCACAACAACAAGCAGGCUCUUGAGGCUGUUCCUACGAAGAACAAAUUCGAGGCGUUGAGCGAUUUGGAUGAAGAAUAUCAAGGAAAUUUUGACAGAGAGAGCAAGAGACUAACGGUGAAAACGGGUGCUGACAAGCUUAGUGUAAAGAGACUCAUAGAAGAAGAGAUGUUCAUUGACCGGGAUGAAGUAAAGGAUCAAAGUAAUAAUGUAGGAUCAAAGCGAACCGAAUUAGGGUCUCGAGAUUCCCUGAAGACGGAUUCCAAAAGAAAAAGAAAAUCACACAAGAAAAGCCGAGAUAUGGACACUAAUGAUGUGACUGUAACUAAUGAUGUGAGUGUAACUUUGAAAUCUGAAUUCUCGGAUAAUCAGCACUUAAAGCAACAAUCAAGAGAUAAUCUAGAUUUAGACAAGAUAAUGGAAGAUUUUUGUCAAAUUGAACGUGCUUGUUCCUUGAUGCAUGAUGACGAUGAUGAUAGCAAAGUUAAUGCUCAAUCAAACCAAAAGAACACUAAUUCAGAAGAACUUGCAAGAGAUGCAAUUCAUGAUUUUGUGAAGCAGAAGAUAUUGAAUGGGAAAGAUCGUGUAGAAGAUAAGAAACGACUUUCCUCACAUGAACUCAUGGAAACACUUCAGGAGUUGGAGAAUGCUCGAGGGAGAAGUGAAAAAGAAUUCAAUUCUGUUGCUGAUUCCAACUUCUCCGAACAAGACCUUCACAGUCUAAAACAAACCAAGGAGAUUGUCAACCGAAAGCAUCGUAAAUUCUUCUGGAAAAAGGUAAAGUCUCGAUCAAAAGUAAUUGCGAAGACUGAGGUUCCAAAUAGAAUUGUCAUUCUGAAACCUGCAACAACGGGCAUGCAAAUUUCAGAAAGUGAAAACAAUAUUGCUUCGUCGCCUGAUUCGCGUGAUAUUGUCCCUUACAAAAGUCCUUCUUCUAUCAGAGUUGGUUCACAUUUUUCUCUUACAGAGAUAAAAAGGAAGUUAAAACAUGCUAUAGGAAAGGAGAAGAAUGGAAGCCGCGAAUUCCCCGCCGAAGGUGAAAUCAACGGCUCAACAGGCAAGGUGAAUGGUAAAGAUAAAAAUGGAAUGAAAUCUCCUAAUAAAGACCGUUUCUUCAUUGAAAAAAUCGCAAGACCUAUGUUUGAUGUUGUGAAAGGAAACAAGACUAGUACAUUGAAAGACUCCAAAUUUAAUGCGGAACGUGAAAGUGGCUCUAAGAAGGAAAAAGUUUCUAACAUUUACAUCGAGGCUAGGAAACACUUAUCUGAGAUGCUAGAAAAUGGAGAUGAUGACACAGGCGUUUCUAGCAGGCAGAUUCCGAAAACCCUUGGGAGAAUUCUAUCUCUUCCUGAGUACAACUUCUCUCCUCUUGGAAGUCCUGGAGGGAAUUUGGAGCAUCAUUGUGUGACUGGCAUUGCACGUACAAAAUUUUCCACUUCAGAUAAAAUAGUCGAGGUUAAUGACGAUAACUUGUCUCCCAAGCAAGUUACCUCUAUCGAUCAAAUAGAUCAGGAAACAAGCAUUUCAGGGAACCAGUCAAGUGUUUGUGAUGAAAAUGAAAGAUCUAACGAAGUACCGGAAAUUAAGACAAAGUCAACUUUCUCGCAUGAUCUUGGUCACGUUGAUAAUGUUGAAGCCAGUUAUCCUGUUAGAGAUGACAUUGUUGUUGAAGGUAAUGUCGAACUCACAAAAGAUAUAAAUGUUUUGGAAUCUUCCUCGGAUCCAAAUGACUGCAUUGAUCGGAAGGACCAAAAUAACGAUGCCUCAGAAAUUCCUGAUGAUACUAGAUUUUCUGAAAGUUUGAAUGAGGAUGUGAAAGAAGAGAACCAACCAUCAUCUCCACUGUCUUCCCCUUCUCACUCUUCCAUCACAGAGAAAAUUGAAGAGCUAGAAAUUAGUGCAGAUGUAUCUGGUCGACCAAGUCCAGUUUCUGUGCUCGAUAUACCAUUCUCCGAUGAUGACCCUGGCUACUCCACAUGUCAGCCUGUUAAAUUACGAGCACAACCGCUACAAAUUCGAUUUGAGGAACAAGACACUUCAUCAAUGGAUCGAUUUCAUAGAAGAAAAUGUUGUUUUGAAGAAAAUGAAUUGAUAUAUGACUACAUAAAUGCUGUCUUCCACGCCUCUGGUUUGACACAAGAUCAACUAUUGACGAAAUGUCUUUCCUCAAACAAGAUACUAGAUCCUUCCUUGUUUGAUCAGGUAGAGUUCUUCUCGAACAUGCUUUUCCACGAGCAGAAGCUCCUCUUCGACAGUAUCAACGAGGUUCUAAUGGAGGUUUGUUGGCAUUACUUUGGAGUAUCACCUUGUGUGUCAUUUGUAAAUCCUAGUAUAAGACCAACACCAAAUAUGAAAAAGAUUAUUCUCAAGGUUUGGGAGGGAGUGUGUUGGCAUGUCCUUCCAUUGCCACCACCGCAUACAUUGGAACAAAUUGUUAGGAAAGACCUGGCAAGAAAUGGAACAUGGAUGGAACUUCGACUCGAUGCUGAAACAGUUGGUUUUGAAAUGAGUGACACCAUUCUUGUAGAACUGAUGGAAGAUGCAAUAUUGAGCCUUGUGAGUGAAAGUACAGAGAGUUAA